AUGCAAACUUCAAAUCUAACGAAAUUGCCAAGUCAGUAAAAGGUUCCGAAAUAUCGGCCUGUAGCUUAAUAAAUAUAAUCUAGUCAAUCAACAUAGACAAUCUGAUAGCUAUUUGCACAGGGAAACUAAAGAACUGUCCAAAUCAUAAGAAAGCCCUUUAUAUUAGAGCAUCUGCAUACAUAAAAAAAGGUGAGUACGAGAUUGCAAUAUAAGACUGUAAUAAACUUUUAGAAUCAGAUUUUGAUAAUGUAGGAGGCUAUUAUUUGAGAGGUAUUCAAAUAUUAACAAAUUAAGGAUGUGCAAAUGAAAAAUUAGGAUAAACUGAUCUUGCAAUUGAUGACUUCUCAAAAGUAUUACUUUUAGAUGAGAAUCAUGUAAAUGCAGCCUUUGCACGUGCAUCUUGUCUAAAUCUCAAAGGAGAUUUUGCAGGUGCUAUAGAAGAUUAUACUAGAGCAUUAGAAAAAGAUAAUGCAAAGUCAUUAAAUCUUUCAAAUUCCAUAAAUAAAAGAUCUUUACUAAGAAAUAGUUCUAUGAAAAAGGAUGAUAACUAUCCCAAAACAGAAGCUUUUUAGUAUAAAACUAAAAAAAUUAAAUAUUAACAGCCAGAAGAAGAUGAUUUAAUGAAUCCAUAAAAUGAUGAAGAAUACUUAUAAAAUGAUUAAUCACAGAUUUAAAAUUAACCCUAAUAGAAUAGUUUCAUGAGUCAAAAUCCUCUUUAUACUAGUAUUGACGCUAAUGAAUUGCAUAUUUAACGUCCUUCUUAGAUAAUUGAUAAAGAAAUUUCACCACCUCUGCAAUAACAAUUAAUAUCAAUGAUUCCAGAAAAUAUCAAACAAGAUAAUAAAAAGAUUUCUGAUUGGUUCCACCAAUAAGGAUUUGAUGCUAGAAAAAAAGAAGAUUUCAUUAAAGCUAUUGAAUUUUAUACUAUGGCUCUAAUGUUUAAUUCUGCUCAUUUUAAAUCAAUAUUUAAUAGAGGUUAGAUUAUUUAUUUAUUUUAUAGGCUUUGCAUUUGAUAAAUUAAGAAUGUAUAACGAUGCAAUAAAUGAUUACACUAAAGCAAUAGAUAUUGAUCCUAAGAAUGCAUAUGCCUUUUAUAAUAGAGGGAUUUCCUAUGAUAAAAAGGGGGAAUAUAAUUUGGCAAUUAAGGAUUUUGCAAAAGCCAUUGAACUUGAUCCAUCUAAGGCUGACUUUUAUCAUAAUAAAGGUUUUGCGAUGAAGAAAAAAAAUUUAAUAAAAGAGGCUAUCUUAGAUUUUAAUGAAUGUCUUAGAUUAGAUAAAAAUCAUUUUAAAGCUUAUUAUAACAGAGCUAAUUGUUAUGAAAAAUAAGGAGAAUUUGAUAAAGCUUAAUAAGAUUAUCUUAUAGCAAAUAAUGUAGUACCUAAUAAUCCAAAUACUUUAACACAUAUUGGAAUAUUAAUGGAUAGAUAACUAAAAUUGGAAGAUGCCUUGAAAUAUUUCAAUUCGUAUCCUUUUAAAUUAAAUUACUCUUAGUUCCUUAAAAAUUGAUUCCAACUAUGCUCCAGCAUAUAAUGGAAGAGGCCUUGUAUUUGAUAAAAUUGGAGAGUAUGAUAAAGCUUGCACAGAUUUUAACAAAGCUAUUGAUAUUGAACCAUAAAAUCCUGUUUAUAUUCAUAAUAGAGGAUGUUGUAAAAGAAGCAUGAAUAAAUUUGAUGAAGCCUUAGAGGAUUUUAAAAAGGCCUUAUCAUUAGAUUCAAAGAACCCAAUCAUCUAUUCAAAUAUGGGUUUAGUACUUCGAAAAAUGGAAGAUUAUGAGACUGCAGUUUAUUGCUAUUCUCAAGAGUUAAUUUAUUUAUCAGAAAACACAAGAACUCUCAAUAAUAGAGGAUAUUGUCUUGCUAAAUUAGGUUAAUUUGAAGAAGCUAUAAGCGAUUAUACAAGAGCAAUAAAUUUAGAUCCAAACAAUAUCCAUGCUAUCUAUAAUAGAGGAAUUUGCAAUGAAAGAAUUGGAGAAUUUCAUAAAGUAAAAUUUACAUUAAAUUAAAUUAGGCUAUUGAUGAUUUCACUUAAGUAAUUCAUUUACAGAAUGAUUAAGGUGCUAAUGCAUACUUUAAUAGAGGAUGUUGUUAUGAUAAGUAUCCUAUUUUUUUUAUUCUCAAAGUAUUGGGGAAAUGGAUCUUGCAAUAGCUGACUAUUCAAAAGCAUUAGAAAUAGAUAAUAAGACAAAUAAAACAGCUUGA
This is a messenger RNA of Paramecium primaurelia, 2198 nucleotides long. The record is from the annotation of a GenBank genome assembly. NCBI's taxonomy places the organism in Eukaryota, Ciliophora, Oligohymenophorea, Peniculida, Parameciidae.